Molecule: messenger RNA, 2425 nt
Organism: Lolium perenne
Lineage: Eukaryota; Viridiplantae; Streptophyta; Magnoliopsida; Poales; Poaceae
Molecular function (GO): S-adenosylmethionine-dependent methyltransferase activity
Source: RefSeq, a predicted model, not a curated record
AAACCCCUACCCCUACUACUACACUCGGCUAGGGUUUGAGGUUGAGCCUCGCGCAUCCAUCUACAUCCCAUGGCGGCCACCACGCCGGCGCUCCUCGGCGCGCUAGACGACUUCACGUCGCGGGAGAACUGGGACAAGUUCUUCGCGCUCCGCGGCGGCGGCGACAGCUUCGAGUGGUACGCGGAGUGGGCGCAGAUCAAGGCCCCGCUCCGCUCGCUCCUCCUCGGGGCGGAGGGGGCGGACAUCCUCGUCCCGGGCUGCGGCAGCUCCGUGCUCUCGGAGGAGCUCUACGACCUGGGCUUCCGCCGCAUCACCAACAUCGACUUCUCCCGCGUCAUCGUCGCCGACAUGCUCCGCCGCCACGCCCGCGCGCGCCCCGAGAUGCGCUGGCGCGUCAUGGACAUGACCAAAAUGCAGUUUCCAGCUGGGUCAUUUGAUUUCAUACUUGAUAAGGGAGGAUUGGAUGCUCUUAUGGAACCAGAAGUUGGCACGGAGCUGGGAAUGAAAUAUCUAAAUGAGGCCAAGAGGGUUUUGAAGUCAGGGGGAAAGUUUGUGUGCUUUACUUUAGCAGAAUCCCAUGUUUUAGACCUACUUUUGCCUGAGUUCAGGUUUGGAUGGGAUUUGAGUAUUCAGGCUAUAGCCAGUGAACGCUCCAGUAAGUCUGCCUUCCAGACCUUCAUGUUGGUCAUGGUAAAAGGGAAGAUGGGUGUUGUCCACACAAUAGAAUCGCGACUGGAUCAGAAUGCUAAAUACUGUAACAUGAAACAGGCAAAUGCUGUAAUUCAUGCUCUGCAAAAUGAGAACAAAAUCCGGGAGUCGCACACUUCUGGUGUUGAUGUACUUUUCUCAUUGCGAGAUCUUCAGCUAGGAGCUAUUGGAAAUUUGAAGGUCAUUGUUCCAGGACGAAGGAGGCAGUUGAUUCUUGGUGAGCAGGGAAGUUCACUUUAUUGCUACAAGGCUGUUUUCAUGGAUGCUAAGAAUCAAACUGGUGUAUUUGCAUACCAUUGUGGAGUUUUCAUUGUGCCUAAGGCACGAGCUCAGGAAUGGUUAUUUGCGUCAGAGGAAGGGCAGUGGGUGGUAGUUGAAAGUGCAAAGGCUGCUCGUCUUAUCAUGGUAUUCUUGGAUAGCAGACAUGCAAGUGCUGACAUGGAUGUUAUCAAGAAGGAUUUAUCUCCUCUUGUUAAGGAUCUAGAACCUGAAUAUCCUGAAGACACAGACCCUAUCCCGUUCAUGAUGGCUAGUGAUGGCGUGAAACAAAGAGAUAUUCUGCACGAGGUAACGUCAGAAAUAACAGGUCCAAUGGUUGUUGAAGAUGUUGUGUACGAAAAUGUUGAUGGAGACCAAAGCUGUUCGUCUGAAAAAAUGUUCCGGCGACUUAUUUUCAAACGAAGUUCUGGCUUAGUGCAAUCUGAAGCAUUGUUAAUCAGUGAGUCCACCAGCGAGGAGACAGACAAUAAGAGCAAAAAUUCAUCUACAGCAUCAAAAAAGAAGAACCAGAAAAAGGGUCUCAGUGGAUCCAAGAACAGUCUGAGGAUCGACCAUAGCUAUCUUGGUAGCUCUUAUCACAGUAGUAUCAUCUGUGGGCUUUCUUUAGCUGCAUCUGCUCUUACUGCUGCUGCGUCAUCUGGAGAAAAAGUUAGCACCACUAUUGUAGGUCUUGGAGCAGGGAGUUUGCCAAUGUUUCUUCGUGGAUGUCUCCCUUUUCUAGAUAUUGAGGUUGUUGAGUUGGACCCUAUGAUGGAGGAGGUAGCAAAGAAAUAUUUUGGCUUUUCAAUGGAUGAGCAAUUGAAGGUGCAUUUGGGGGAUGGAAUCAAAUUCAUCGAAGAGAAAGCAGUUGCAGACCAUGGUACUUCAGCCCAUUCUGUACCAAACAGAAGAGACAGCAAUGCAGUUAGGAUUCUUAUUAUUGAUGUAGAUUCAUCUGAUCUAAGUUCUGGGCUGUCUUGCCCUCAUGUCAGCUUUGUCGAAGAUGCUUUCCUCAUGUCAGCAAAGAAGUUCCUUUCAGCUGGGGGACUCCUCAUCAUCAAUUUAGUUGCGCGAUCAUCAGCAGUUAGGGAAAUGGUCAUUUCGCGAUUGAAAGUGGUCUUUGAGCACCUGUACUCACUGCAACUCGAAGAAGACGUGAAUGAAGUUUUGUUUGCGUCCCCAAGUGAAAGAUACCUGGAAAUCGAUCACCUUGACGAGGCCGCAGCUAAACUGAAGGCUAUGCUGAAAUACCCGGUGGAUGUAGAAUCAGACAUAAAGAAUUUGCAGAGGCUGCAGUAGUGUAGACUUCUGUUGCGAAGCACCAUCUGUUUGUACUCGGCACUCAGAAAAGAGUUGCUGUUGACAAAAUAGAACCCUUCCUAUUGAGAAGGUAUAGAGUGCAUUUAACUUGUAUUGUCUUGCCAAAUUUUGGAGAAGUAAAGCUCUGUUACCAUCUGUA